AGUUGCUGCGUCGUGGAGCUGUGUUGUGACAGUGGAUCCUCCGGACCAGCAGGUGGCGCUCACACGUUGAACGUCCUCUCGGUAAAACAGCUCUGUUUCCUCUCAGAUGAUAGCGCUCUCUCUGCAGUCCAAACGUCAUGCUCCCCCGGGCGGGUAAAGAGUUUCUAGUCCGGAUACGGUUCUCCUGGAGGCCGUUAUUCCAGGGACGAUACCUGCUGCUCACCAACACGCUGAGUGGAGGAGGUAUGCUGGCACUGGGAGACAUGCUGCAGCAGAGCCGGGAGAUCAGCAAGGAGCCAGACAGAGUCCGAGACUGGAGGAGGACAGGUUGCAUGUUUAUGGUGGGCUGCUCGAUGGGUCCAUUGUUGCACUACUGGUACAGCUGGCUUGACAGAGUGUAUGUUGGAAAAGCUAUGAGCACGGUGGGCAAGAAAGUGCUGGUGGACCAGCUGAUCGCCUCACCAACAAUUGGAAUGUGGUAUUUUUUAGGUAUGGGUCUCAUGGAGGGACACACUUUAUCCGAAGGAUGGGAGGAGUUUAAAGACAAAUUCUGGGAAUUUUAUAAGGCGGACUGGUGUGUUUGGCCUGCGGCUCAGAUGAUCAACUUCUACUUCCUCUCGCCCAAAUUCCGCGUUGUGUACAUCAACUUUAUCACCUUAGGGUGGGACACAUAUCUAUCCUACCUCAAACACAGAGAUAGCAGCCUGCAGGAAGCGCCCCCACUAUCCAAACCUGUGGAGGAGAAAACUUGAAGACCAGAGUUCACGCUCAACUGUGAAGUCGUUCAUUGGAGACAAAAGAACGUUUUGUUUGUUUUUUUUCAUGUUGAAACUUUUCCACAUUUUGCAAAAUGUUGCAAGGCUGUAAAACAUUUUGUUAGUCGGGUUUUUUUCCCUCUCUUAAGUCUAAACCGACCACGUCUGUAUCUGAUUUCAGAGGAGUUGUGGAUGUUUAAGUUGAAGUGCUGGAACACUUUUCCCUUCAUGUCUGGAGAGUUUUAAUGUGUCUGUCCAGUUUGUUUGUUUUAUUUAUGUCAGAAUGAAGUGCACUCCUGCGGAAGCAUUCAGGGAUGAGAAGCGGUUCACUGCCUGUCAUAUCUAAUACUGCUGAUAGUAGUGUUUUUCUUUUUGUCACAACUUAGGCACGAGCGUAACUGCUGCCAUUAACAGGGCAAUCAGCAAGACACGAAAUGAAAUAUUAAUUUCCAAAAUUCCAGGAUCAUUUUGUCAUGCUGUUGCACUAUUUUAUUUCUGUGCCCUUUUAGUGUUUAGUUUCUGGUUUGACAUGAAAGAAUCAUUAUUAAUGUGAAACAGCUUCAAUAAACAGUUGCUGUUUUUAAAUCUAUAUUAUAUUAACCUGCAUAAACUUUGCCUUAAUCUGUA
Messenger RNA from Larimichthys crocea (large yellow croaker), 1382 nucleotides. RefSeq names its product MPV17 mitochondrial inner membrane protein like 2 (gene mpv17l2). The coding region runs from base 138 to 752 and encodes 204 amino acids. Lineage: Eukaryota; Metazoa; Chordata; Actinopteri; Sciaenidae. The transcript is spliced from 6 exons. The record is from RefSeq and is a predicted model, not a curated record. Gene Ontology annotation, cellular component: mitochondrion; cytoplasm; membrane. Gene Ontology annotation, biological process: mitochondrial ribosome assembly.